AUGGUAAGAAUUGCUAAACCAUUGUAUGAUUUUUAUAAAGAAUUACCUGCUAGAAUGAAAGAGAUUGUACGUACAUGUCAAAUUGAUAAUGAACGAGAAUUACAACGGCGUUUCGAAACAAAAUUACCUGCAACAUUAGAAGGUGAUGAAAUUGACAAAAUUGAACUUGAACGUAGUAUUCAAGAUGUAGAUGCUGAAUGUGAUUGA
This is a messenger RNA of Adineta steineri, 207 nucleotides long. The record is from the annotation of a GenBank genome assembly. NCBI's taxonomy places the organism in Eukaryota, Metazoa, Rotifera, Eurotatoria, Adinetida, Adinetidae.